AUGGUAAAUAACAUUAUCAGCACCUUCCGUCACCGUUUCGGUGGUUUUUGUGUUUCUGUUUUUGAAAUCCUUCAAUGCCAUUGCUUUAAUUUGAUUAAUUCUCAUAUACCAAAAUACAAGCAUGAGAUUGUUGGUGUUGUGACAAAGGUGGGAAGCAAAGUAGAAAAGUUCAAAGUUGGAGACAAAGUGGGUGUGGGCUUUAUGGUUGAUUCAUGUCGAGCUUGUGAAAACUGUGAGAAAAAUCUUGAGAAUUACUGCCCUAAAUAUACUCCCACAAGCGGCGCAACCACACCCGGUGGCUACUCUGACUCCAUGGUUGCAGAUGAGCUCUUAGUGGUUCGCAUUCCUGAUGAGUUACCUCUUGAUGCUGUUGUACCUCUCCUUUGUGCUGGUAUCACUGUGUAUAGUCCUCUUAGAUGUUAUGGACUAGACAAGCACGGGCUUCGUAUAGGUGUUUUUGGGCUUGGCGGGCUUGGUCGCAUAGCUGUGAAAUUCGCAAAAGCUUUCAGUGCUAAUGUUAUUGUAAUUAGUACAUCGCCUAACAAAGAAAAUGAGGCAUUAGAACACUUGGGGGCGGACUCAUUUCUGAUAAGCCACGACCAAGAAAAGUUGCAGAUAUAGAUUCAGAUUUUAUGAUACUUAAAUAUUAGCAAUGGUAAUCAAUUAACUAUAACUAAUUAUGGUAACAAUUUUAUAGG
Lathyrus oleraceus (garden pea) is the source of this 698-nucleotide messenger RNA. RefSeq names its product probable mannitol dehydrogenase. NCBI's taxonomy places the organism in Eukaryota, Viridiplantae, Streptophyta, Magnoliopsida, Fabales, Fabaceae. The coding region runs from base 1 to 621 and encodes 206 amino acids. Gene Ontology annotation, molecular function: oxidoreductase activity, acting on the CH-OH group of donors, NAD or NADP as acceptor. The transcript has a single exon. The record is from RefSeq and is a predicted model, not a curated record.